Molecule: messenger RNA, 2594 nt
Organism: Saccostrea cuccullata (small rock oyster)
Lineage: Eukaryota; Metazoa; Mollusca; Bivalvia; Ostreida; Ostreidae
Product: titin-like
Exons: 10
Biological process (GO): regulation of apoptotic process; homophilic cell-cell adhesion; axon guidance
Cellular component (GO): plasma membrane; axon
Molecular function (GO): cell-cell adhesion mediator activity
Source: RefSeq, a predicted model, not a curated record
UUGGAAUGUUGACAUGUCCAAUAACUGAAAUAUUUAUGUGCUCUAAAAUAAAAGUUAAAAGUGACAGAAGAGCAUGAAUCAGGAGUUGGAUGAUCAUUUUAUCUUAAAAUUUCCAUAAGCUGAUAAAACAAAAAUGGCAUCCAAGCUGUUACCUACUGAUCAACAAAAUUUUGUCCGUCUAGGGAUAGCCGUAGUAGACAAAAUUAAAUUACCAAUGAAAGAUAUCCUUAUACUUUCUAUCAAGCCUAUUAACUUGUACAAUGCCAUCAGCUCUUGCACUGUUUUGUUAACCGGGAAAUACAAACUGAAUGAUGAACAGCGGAAACUGUGCUUUCUUUUGCCUCCAGAUAUUCCUGACUAUGGUAAAUUUGAUGUUUCCUUGUUAUAUAAACUCAUACAAAAUCUUUGUCCGCACUUAGUUCCAACACAGGGAUGGGGAAAACAACCAAAGGCCACUGAUAUAAAGAUCGCUGAUGAUAUUGAACGUCUCAGGCAGUUCAGGAACGGUAUGCUUGGACAUUUGGAAUCUUCAUCUAUCCCUGAUGCUCUGUUUGAAGCACGUUGGGCUGAGAUAGAAGAUGUCAUGAAGCGAAUGGAUUCAUUUUUAAGGAAACAAGGGUUCAAUCCAGUUAAUUACGAGAAAGAACUGGCAGAUGUUAGAAAAUGUAACUUUGGUUUUGAAGAUAUGGAAAAGUUCAAACUCAUGCUAGAGGCAACACUAAGGAUUAUGAAAGAAAAAGAAGAAUUUCCAACGAUUACUUUACGAGGGAAUACAACAAUCAUGUGUGGAGAAACGGCAUACCUUGAAGCUGACAUAGAACAGACAUCAACGUCAACACAGAACUGGCCUAUCACGUGGCACAAGGUUAGAGGGAACAAUUUAGAACAGAUUGAUACCAGUACAGGGAAAUAUACAGACAGCACCAAUAGACAACUUGUCAUACAGAGGACAUCAAAGGAGGACCAGGGUGACUACCAGACCAUUAUAUCUGGGUCUUCUAAUGGGCAGCACAUCAAAAUACCAAGCAACGUGCUGACAUUGAAAGUCUCCGGAGAGAGGCCAGUUCUUAAGAAAUUAGAAGUUACCUCGGGAAAGGACGGUAUAACUCUUCAUUACAAGUAUGAAGUAUCACAAGACUCUCCAAAAGUACAUCAUAUUGCUUGGACCAAAAACGGCCAGGUAAUAACUAAAGAGCAGGAAAAGUAUCUUGGAGGGGAUCUUAUAAAUUCUUCACUUACUAUAACUUCCCCAUCCCUACAAGACAGUGGAGAGUACACCUGUAUUAUAGCCAAUGCAGUUGGUGCUGUUGCAGAGUCAAUAAUUUUAGGUGUACCAAAGGUCAGUAUUUUAGCAGAGUCCGUUUGUUACGGGGAGAACACUGAUAUAAACUCUGUUGUAUCGUCUUGUCCACCGGCGGAAAGAGCGGUGUGGGAAAAAAGUAUUGAUGCUGUCAUCUUUGAAACUAUUUAUGUUAGAGACCGAAAAUAUGCAAAUAGUAUAUUAGAUCCAAGUAAUCCUGUACUUAGAUUGACAUCACUAACGUUUGAUGACAAACUUUAUUACCGACUUCGUGUAUGGAACAGCAUUGGAGAAUGUGUCAGUAACACUAUUCUUCUGAACGUUACAGGAGAUCCCCCAAACAUUUCAAACGGCCAUGAAACCAACAUCAAAAGCCGUAUUGUGAUAUUGACGUGCCAGGUUUUUCUUUAUAAACAAUCUCCUCUUUUGAGUGAAAUUGUAUGGAAGAAAAACGGAAGUGUAAUCGACAUAUUCGGAAGUGGAGGAAAGUAUACCGGAGGAACACUUGAUGAACCAUCAUUAACCAUUACAAACGUGGACCAAUCAGAUGCUGGGACCUAUCAGUGUAAAGCCUCUAAUGCAGUGGGAUCAACGAUUGGGAAUAAGAUUAUUCUUGGAGUUCCUGAACUUGAAAUACAAGGACCAAAUUUACAAGAAAUUGACAAAAAAGUUUUUACAGCCUUGAUAAAAUCAGUUCCGGAACCAAUUCAAGCUCAGUGGAGCAUAAAAAAUGAAAGCAGCGGUAGUUAUAAAGCAUUAGACAUCACAAGUGAAGAAUACAAAGGGUCAUCAAAUAAUCUUCCUAAACCACUGCUAUGUAUUAAACAGAACGUGACGUUACAAAAUCAUCUUAUACAUAUUGAGGUUCAAAACUUUAUUGGAACCACUACAAGGGAGAUUCCAGACGAAAGGUGCUCAUGCUCAAAUGAAGAAGUGCCAAAUACCAAAGCUACCAGUAAACUUACAGCAAUCUUCAGUAAGAAGGGAUCUUCAAUCAGAUUCAAUAACCUUAAGCUGGAUCUCAUCAGAGAAAUAUCGGAGAGAGAUUUAAAGCCACUGAUAUCAACCUUAACAGCGCUGACCUCCAUGGAAUUAUUGUCUUUAGAUAAUUUACCUACAAUUGAGGACUUGUUCAUAUUUCUCCUAAAAGAGGAAAUUUUCCAAGAAAGAAAUGUAAUUAUGAUGCAGUACUUGAUGAGAAGCAUUAAACGCCCUGAUCUUGAACUUAAAUGUGUGGAAUACGCCAUAAAGAACAAACAAGCACUGUGCUACUUUGAAGAAAACAAAAUACCAG